Molecule: messenger RNA, 774 nt
Organism: Adineta ricciae
Lineage: Eukaryota; Metazoa; Rotifera; Eurotatoria; Adinetida; Adinetidae
Source: the annotation of a GenBank genome assembly
AUGGGAUUAGAUUUCGAUCAUUAUAGACUGAUAUUAUUUGGAGGUCAUUUUUUAUCAUUUAUUCUCGAAAUAUGUUUAUUUCUUUUGAUAUCAAAUCGAAUAUUAACUGAAUUAAUGGGAAAAUUAUUUGAAAUUAAUCAACUACAUAACCAAAAAGAAAUUCUCAGUUUUUAUGGUAUUAAUAUCAAUCUUUUCUCUUCACGGCGUUUUCGUUUCUCUAUGAUCUUUCAAUUAGCAUUUACUGCAUGGAUUGGUUUUCUGUUACUUAUCGAUGGAUGUGUCUUUCAUGUCGCACGUUUAUCAAGCAAUGAUUCUUGCCCAUCAUCUAUGAGCGAUUGCUUUCUUUUGGAGACAUCUAGAGAAUAUCCCAAAGUUUCUUGUGCACCUAAUGAAAUAUUCUCAAAUUCGACCUCAAUAAAUGCAAUCUGUUUCGUUUUUAUAUAUAAUGAACAAGAUACUCUUUCUGUACUCAACCAACUUGGUGUUUGUUCAAGUGUAUCUUCACUAUUUUGUUAUGUUUUUAAAAUAGCUUGUCGUAUGUCACGAAAACGAUGGGGAUUGACUUUACUUGUGUUGUUACUUCUUGGAUCUUCGGCGUUCGUAAUCACAGCCUUUAUAAUUGUUAAAAUGAACAUUUCUGCACCGACGAAAUUAAUAUUGAUAGGUCUAUGUUGUCUUUUGAUUAAUGUUAUUCAAUUACUUCAAUUUACACAUUCUUAUAAACGGAAAAAUCGUGUUCAAGCAACAAAUUUCUUAACAAAAAUAUGUUUUUAA